UUUGUUAUGGGAAGAGACUUUGCUAGAUGCCUUGCUAAAUUUUUCUGCUACACCCAAAGGACUAUUUCUGCUUCACAGUACGGGUGUCUUGAAUGAUUGCGUGAACUUUAUGUUCAACAGUUUAUCAAAGAAACUCCAGACAAGUGAAUAUGAAGAGUUCAGUAACAGAGUGAUUGUUACACAAAUGGCAACAACACCACCAGGCGCAGUAGCUCUACAGACUUCAGGCUUUAUAAAGGCACUCAUAACUGAAUUAUGGGCUCUUUUGGAGUGUGGAAAAGAUGAUGUGAGGAUAACCCAACCCAAAUCUACUCCAGUUGACCCUAUUGACCGAAGCUGUCAGAAGUCUUUUCUGUCUCUGAUAAACUUGCUCACUUAUCCUGCAGUUUUUGAGCUCCUGAGUAAACAAGAUAUACCAAAUAAACCAGUGUAUUCGCUCCGCGAAGUACCUACGGAUAUUAUUGAUAUCAUUGACAGGCUUAUAAUAUUGAAUUCAGAAGCUAAAAUUCAUUCCUUAUUCAGUUAUGAACAAUCACAUAUCUUUGGUCUGAGAUUGUUAAACGUGCUGUGCUGUGAGCUCAAUACCCUUUUACUCUUGGAGACUCAGUAUAAAGUGUCACAAGUUUUACUAACUGCUCAGGAGGAAAAUGUCACAGAAACUUCAGAAGGACCAGGGGAUUUUAUAAUUGAUGGUCUAUCAGUGGAGAGAAACCAUGUUCUUGUUAGGAUAAAUCUUAUUGGAGGACCACAAGAAAGGAUUUUGCCUUCGAGAGUACUGGAUAAGGGCAAUGAUCCGUAUCCUUGGCCAAUGUUUUCAUCGUUCCCUUUGCCAAAGUGCUAUCUUACAGAAAUUCCUAGGAAAGCUGAAUUCAGACAAG
This is a messenger RNA of Tauraco erythrolophus (red-crested turaco), 878 nucleotides long. The record is from RefSeq and is a predicted model, not a curated record. Lineage: Eukaryota; Metazoa; Chordata; Aves; Musophagiformes; Musophagidae.